Ascochyta rabiei is the source of this 1509-nucleotide messenger RNA. Its product is annotated as monooxygenase. Lineage: Eukaryota; Fungi; Ascomycota; Dothideomycetes; Pleosporales; Didymellaceae. Gene Ontology annotation, molecular function: NADP binding; N,N-dimethylaniline monooxygenase activity; flavin adenine dinucleotide binding. The transcript is spliced from 2 exons. The record is from RefSeq and is a predicted model, not a curated record. The coding region runs from base 1 to 1509 and encodes 502 amino acids.
AUGUUGCCAUUACGGGCGAAGUGCAUAGCCGUGAUAGGCGCAGGUCCAUCCGGACUGGCAGCAGUGAAAUAUCUGCGUGCCGAGAAGGCCUUCUCGAAGAUUGUCUUGUUCGAGCAGCGCACGAGAGAUGGCGGCAUCUGGAACUACACUUCUGAGGAAAGAGAUGAGGACCUAUUCACAGUGCCCCAGACGAACCCUUCUGGGAAAAAUCAAGAGCCCAUCUGGAAGCAAGCGUUGACCAAUGGCUCCACGAAUAAUAAAUCUAACGGUGUAAAUGGCGUUUCAAAAGACCCGGUUUUCGUAUCUCCCAUGUACGAGAGACUCGAGACGAACAUACCGCGAGGGUUAAUGGGGUUUAAAAACCACGACUGGCCUCAAGAUAGCCAGCUCUUCCCAAAGCACCAGACCGUACUCAAAUACAUCGAAGACUACGGCAGGGAUGUUCAAGACACGGUUCGCUACAGCGCGCAGAUAACAGAUGUCACCCCAACAUGCGACGAUCCCACCAGCUCAUGGUCCGUAACCUCUCGCAAUCUGAAAACCACCAUUACGACUACAGAGACAUACGAUGCUGUCAUAGUGGCAAAUGGGCAUUUCAUCACACCCUACAUUCCGGACAUCAGUAACAUCGCGGACUGGAACGAGGCCCACCCGGGCCUGAUCUCGCACUCAAAGUACUAUCGUCGACCAGAGGAAUUUGCUGGGAAGAAGGUGAUCGUAGUGGGCAAUUCAGCGUCGGGCGCAGACAUAUCCAACCAGAUCGCCGACCACUGCACCCUCCCGCUUCUCUGGUCCAGCAAGUCGACGAAUCUUUUCGUCAGCGCUACCCCAAACGACCCGCGGCGCCGUGAGCUGCCACCCAUCAGAUCCUUCCAUGCCGCGACGCGGGGUGUGGAAUUUGAAGACGGUACGAUUGAGAACGACAUCGAGGCCAUCGUCUUCGCAACGGGCUACUUCUACAGCCUCCCCUUCCUAGACACGGUCACCCCGCAGCCGAUCAGCGACGGGAGCCACGUCAACCACACAUACAAGCACCUCUUCUACGCGCCGAAACCGACGCUCUCCUUCCUGGCGCUGCCGCAAAGAGUCAUCCCCUUCCCCGUCGCCGAAGCCCAGGCCUCGGUCCUGGCCCGCGUAUACUCCGGCCGCCUGACCCUCCCGCCGCGCUCAGAGAUGGAGGAGUGGGAAGCAAACGCCAAAGCCGAAUCCGGCGACGGGCGAGCCUUCCACCUCCUGCCUUUCCCCAGAGACGGGCAGUACAUCAACGAGCUGGCAGAUUGGGCUUCGAGUGCGCCUGUCAAAGACGGACUGGACAACGAAGGCCAGGGGAUGCUGCCGCCGCGGUGGGGCGAGUGGGAGUUCUGGUGCCGCGAGAACUUCCCGGCUAUCAGACAGGCGUUUGGCAAGCUGGGCGAGAAGCGGUUCGAGACGAGGACGCUGGAGGAAGUCGGGUUUAGCUUUGCAGAGUAUAAGAAGGAAAAGGCGGAAGCAGACGGGAAACUGAUUUGA